Fusarium proliferatum ET1 is the source of this 1071-nucleotide messenger RNA. RefSeq lists its product as uncharacterized. NCBI's taxonomy places the organism in Eukaryota, Fungi, Ascomycota, Sordariomycetes, Hypocreales, Nectriaceae. The record is from RefSeq and is a predicted model, not a curated record. Gene Ontology annotation, molecular function: oxidoreductase activity. Gene Ontology annotation, biological process: retrograde transport, endosome to Golgi. The coding region runs from base 1 to 1071 and encodes 356 amino acids. Gene Ontology annotation, cellular component: cytoplasm; late endosome. The transcript is spliced from 3 exons.
AUGGAAAACAACAACGCUAUCAUUAUUGUCGGAGCCGGUUGCAUUGGACUUUGCACUGCAUACGAGUUGUCCAAGUCCUUCGAUGAUCAGGAGCGUAUGCCCCGUAUUAUCGUCGCUGAGGCAUGCGACAGACCAUUCGCUGCUGCUUCGUCAGCUUGCACAGGCGACGGCAAGGGCCUUGAAAGGCUCCCCAACUGGAUCAAGACAGAGACAUCUUGGGAUGUUGACAACCAGGUUCUUGGGGUAAAUACAGCUACUGUAAACCCGCUUGGUUUAGGCAAAUGGCUGACACAGCAAUGCCUCGCGAGAGGCGUCAGAAUCAUGUUAAACUCAGAGAUUCUUGGGGUUGAACUACCCACCCUGAACGGGUUGCAGGCUAUAACUUUGAGGAUAAAUAGUCAGCAGAAGGCAACUAUUGCAUGCAAGCAAAUGCUCUUAGCUUGUGGACCAUGGACUCCAACUGUGUUUCAGAGGCUGUUUCCGGCGGCACCCAUCCGUCUACGGUGGACUACAGAUGCCGGUGACUGGAUUAUUUUCAGGAAUCCUCGCCUGGCAACACUUGAGAGUACUGCCUUCGUCUCGUUUGAGCCACUCAUUGGAGAAAAGUUUGAAUUCGCUGGUCGGAACGACGGAACUAUCUGGGCAUGUGGCCGACGAAAUUUCGAAGCGACACUGCCAUCACCAGGUCAAUCAAAUGAACCAGAUCAAGAGCUAAUUCAAGAAAUUAGUGAAUUGGCACACAAGUGGCUCAACUUGAAUUGCACCCAUCCAGAGUGGCAUUGUGAUGACGUCCAGAUACUCGGGAAAGGCAGGGCUUUUAGGCGGGCAACUGAAUCUGGGCUUCCUGUAAUGUCAGAGGUGACGUCUUCGGGCAUCAGUCCAAAGGAUGCGUCGGUUCCUACUGGAAUAUUUGUCUGCUGGGGUCAUGGCUCGUGGGGUCUGACGCUGGGAAUGGGCAGUGGCCGAGUCAUGAGUCAGUUAAUGCGUGAAGAGAAGCCUGAUAUUGAUAUAUCUCGCUUUUCUUUGGAACAGGGCACAAUUCCGGCAGAACUUCACUCCAAAUCGCUGUAG